Molecule: messenger RNA, 2857 nt
Organism: Thamnophis elegans (Western terrestrial garter snake)
Lineage: Eukaryota; Metazoa; Chordata; Lepidosauria; Squamata; Natricidae
Gene: EDNRA
Product: endothelin receptor type A
Biological process (GO): enteric nervous system development; regulation of blood pressure; G protein-coupled receptor signaling pathway
Cellular component (GO): membrane
Molecular function (GO): endothelin receptor activity
Source: RefSeq, a predicted model, not a curated record
AGUCCCAAAGACAGCCAGACAGCCAGCCAGACGGAGAAGGGAGGAUUUCUACAAAGUCUUUUUGGAGGAAACGCCGCCAGAAGCCACUUCCUGCCAACUUGCGGGGCAGCGCGCCUGGAGCCCCGAGCCCCGAACUUUCCCCGCGCCGCCUCGGACUCCGCGCGGCAGGAGCGCUUCUCUUUCGGGGCCGCGCCAAACGGUGGGUUGUAUUGGAGGAAAGCUUGGUUGGAGCCGAGGAUUCGGCGCUUUAGUUUCUGCCAGCCCGGGAGAGGCGCGAGGUGGGAAGGAGGAGGAGAAGCAGCUCCUAAAGCGCCGCUGCCGUCUCCGCUUCCCCCCUUUUUAAAAUUUUGUGGAAAGAUAAGUGAAGGAAACAAGCUCUUCUGGUAGCGGCUAAACCGAAGCCUCCGAGCUGAAAUGAUCUGCUUGGAGUCGGCUUAGCUGCAAAAGAGGCGGCCAGCUCUGACGCUCACCUAAAACCGCCUUCACGACUUGGUUUUGUCUGCAACGUCUACCAAGGACAGUGUAAACAGAUUAACAGAGUUGGAAGGGACCUUGCAGGUCAUCUAGUCCAACCCCCUUCCCAAGCAGGAGACCCUACAUCUGCCUUUACCUAGGAUCGAACUCACAACCUCCUGAUUGUAAUGUUGAACUGAAUGAGCCGUUCCCCAAUUAGGAGCCCUUCAGGAAUAUUGUACUACAAAUCCCAUAUGUCAGCCAGCAGAAUGGGAGUUGCAAUACAGUCUAUCCGGAAACCGACCCGGGUUGGACGCGCAGUUAACUUUUAACCUUGAAGUACUGAAGUUCUCGAGCAAAACGAUCUCAGUUCCCUACGAAUUGGAAGGCUCUUUUUUUCGUUUUUAAAUAAAACAAUUUUUCUUGAUUUUGAAGAUUAAAAAAAUGGAAACAUUUCAUUUUUGGAUAAUCUUGGCACUUUUUGUAACUGGAUCUGUCAUCAGUGAAGGUUCGGAAAGAGACUUUUUCCAGCUGAAUGAUUCUGGAACCUCUGCCACAAAAUUGGAAGAUAAAUUAAUUACUCUUGCCCAUCAGCCCAACACUAACAACAGUCGCUGUGCAAGGCGUCCCACAAUAGCUAAUACUUUUAAACAUAUUAAUACAGUAAUUUCUUGUGCAGUAUUCAUCAUUGGCUUGUUGGAAAAUGCAACUCUCCUGCGGAUAAUCUACCAGAACAAAUGUAGGAAUGGACCUAAUGCAUUGAUAGCCAGUCUGGCCUUGGGAGAUCUCAUCUACAUCAUCAUUAUUCCUAUCCACGUAUAUAAGAUUCAAUUUCCACAAAAAUUUGGGAAGACACCUUUUGAACACUUUCUUUGCCAUGUUAUUCCUUUUAUUCAGAAGGGAUCUGUGGGGGUCACUGUUCUUAAUCUCUGUGCCCUAAGUGUGGACAGGUACCGAGCAGUUGCUUCCUGGAGUCGUGUUCAAGGAAUUGGUGUUCCCUUGAUCACUGCCAUUGAAAUUUUUUGUAUUUGGAUUAUUUCCUUCAUCCUGGCUAUUCCAGAAGCAAUUGGUUUCACCCUUGUUGAUUAUGUUGGAAAUGAAGAGGAGUUGAAAGCCUGUAUGCUAAUACCACACAACAGCUUCUUGAAAUUUUACAUUGACGUAAAACAUUGGUGGCUCUUUGGUUUCUACUUCUGUAUGCCACUUGCCUGCACGGCCUUCUUUUAUACCCUGAUGACGUGUGAAAUGUUGAACAGGAGGAAGAGUAAUUUGAGAAUUGCUCUCAGUGAACAUCUUAAGCAGCGCCGAGAAGUUGCUAAAACGGUUUUCUGUUUAGUUGUGAUUUUUGCUCUUUGCUGGUUUCCUAUGCAUCUAGGCCAAAUACUGAAAAAAACAAUGGAAGACCCACAGGACCCCAAGAGAUGUGAAUUCUACAGCUUUUUGUUGGCUUUCGAUUAUAUCAGCAUUAAUCUAGCAACCAUCAAUUCCUGCAUAAAUCCUAUAGCACUCUACUUUGUGAGCAAGAAGUUCAAAAACUGUUUCCAGUCAUGCCUCUGCUGUAUUUGUCAUCGGACAGGAAGUCAGAUAUCCUCUGUCCCCAUGAAUGGGACCAGCAUUCAGUGGAAAACUAAUGAACUAAAUAACCACAAUACAGAACGGAGCAUCCACAAAGACAGCUUAAAUUGAGAUUCAGCAAAGACUGUGCUUCUGAAUCUAAGGAAAAGACAACAAAUACAAUAUCUACGAUUGAACCAACUUAUUUAUUUGGAAGCUCUGUGCUCUAGCACUUAAUUCCAGAGAUAAGCAGAAAGAACAGAUGUGCAUAAAAGGAUUCCAAAUGGUUCUUUUUCUUAUAAAGAAAUUCACUUUUGGCAGAAACUAGAAGAAUCGGCUGGGAACUCUGCAAAGUGUUCACAGAUUUCAGCCAGAACAUCUAGCUGUAUGUUAUGUUGCAUAUUCUGAUAUAUCAUUUUAAUUUUAAAUGAAUUAUCUUGAAUGUCAAGAAUCGUCAAGAAAACAUGGGACCUGUAUCUAUAAUAAUAGCAUUCUUUUGUCAGAAAAUAUUUUAGUUAAUCUAUAGGUAAUCCUCAAUUUAUAACUAUAAUAGGGACUGGAAAAUUUGUUAAGUGCUGCUCUUCCAUAACAUGCAACCACAGUUUUGGUUGCAUAUUGGUAAAAAGUUAUGUAAGUUUACAUGAAAAUACCAAGCAAAUGUCUUCACUUUUAGAAAAGAACUUCAGCUUGAGAAUCAUAUUCUGCUUCUUAAAAAGUUGUGCAGUAUUGAACCAUUUCUUAAGGCAGCACAACAUCUUACUUUUGGGUUUAUGGAUGUCUACCCUGUUUCCCUGAAAAUAAGAUCUCCCCAAAUAAUAAUCCCGAUCGGGCUUUUGAGCGCAUGUGCUAA